AUGUCCUCGACCCUGAACCCUAAUCAGAAAGGCAACGGCACAGCAAACUUCACAUGUGCCGUGUGCUGCCGCGCCUUUCACCGGCCAGAUCAUCUAGCGAGGCACGUCCGCAGCCAUAACAAUGUCCGGCCCUUCCGAUGUGAGGUUUGUGGUCGAACGUUUGGCCGCCGUGAUGUGUUAUUACGCCACGCGGAUCAAGUCCACCGGGAGCAUAGUGACCGUAAGAAGGAUGCCUCUGCAUUUAGACUCACCCAGAGCAAUGAGGGCCUGGGCGGUGAUGAAUUCUCAUUCGUGGGGAGGUCUCAAUCUAUCCCAAAAAGACAACGCAUAGGAGGAAAUUCUCCGGCCACGCAGGCCGUCGAUUUCGCCAGACACUCACCAGCACACGAAAUCGUUGAUGGCAUUGAAAAAGUAGCCUCCCUACGAGGGGCAGAGUUUGACGACUUUGUACAGCGGCUAUCCGGGGUCAGUUCCUACGCAGAUCUAACACGUGUCUUGCGCAAACAAGCACUCCCUCAGCUAAACGAGACACCUAUUCAAAUUUAUCCGAGUAUCUUGGCGGGUCAUUACGCAAGGCACAUUCGGAUUCCAUAUACUCCUCACUCACUACAAGUUGCCAGCACAUACCCAGUCACGUCCCUUAGCGAAUACACCGUCGAUCGCCUCCUGCAAUCCUAUCGGGAGAACUUUCCCUUUCCCUGGAUCCAUUUUCCCACUUGGGAUUUGUCUGCUGCGUCAUUGCUGCGAGAACAGCCCUAUGACGGACAGACGCAUAGGUUAUGCCAUGGCUGGAAGCGGCAGCCGCACAGACUGGUGCUGAUUUCCAUGUUGGCUUUGGGUGCCAGCUGUUGCCAAGAGACCGCCCUGGCCUUGGACUUGUACCAGCAGGUCCGAAAGGGAAUCCUCGGCUGGGUUUCUCGUGCAAGAGAGGAGCCACUCCCCCAGGCGUUCUUCCAAGCUUUCAUCGGAUAUCUUGCCUUUGGUAUAACCUUUGGAGACAAAUCCUUGGAAGAUCUGACUAUUGGCCACACGAUAUCCCUCAGAGCGUUAGUGAGAGAUGCAGCCUUGGAUAAACCAAAGGCAACUGCAGAUGAGCCGGCCGUUUGUGGGUGUGGUUGCUGUGCUGAUAAGAGUGUCUCUCAAUGGCUUCGAUGGGUAAGAGUUGAGGAACGUAAGCGCACUUUCUUUGCGUAUUUCUCGCUACUGAGUUCGACCUUGAUGUACCUCAAUUCCGUUGCUACUGUGGAUUGGCGCGAAGUCGGAUAUGAAUUGCCUUGUGGCGAGCAAGUCUGGUUGGCCGAUAGUUCCUCGGCUUGGAGCGAAGCAAUCAGGACAGAUCCUAUGCAACCACAGUUUGCCAAGGCGGUACGACAUCUCUUUGAGAACGAUGCCGCGGCUGAUGACCAGAGUAGAGCUUUUGGACCUCAUUCAACUUCAAACGGUUAUAGAGGCCGGCGCCAGCACAUGGAUCGUCUGCUGCAAACCGAAAUGUCCUGCUUUCUCCUCAUUACAGCAAUACACUACGAAGCCUUCCAUGCUCGGACACAGCCUGGACCGUACUACGACAAUGCUGACGAGGCGCUUGAAAGAUGGCAGGCUCUAUGGACAAAAACCUGUGCUGACAUGAGUUCUGAGCACGUUGAGAGGCUCAUGAGCUGCAGCACCGCCAUGUUCAACCACACGCAGUUGGUUCUGCAGGCAAACAUUGAGGAAGCAAGAGAGAGUCUCAUGUCCAGGAGGUUCAAGAAACUCCACAUCUUAUUCUUGUUUCCCGACCGCAGUCCCCAGACUGGGUAUCCUUUUGAUUUGCCAUGGACCGCCGACGAAGAUCAGUUGAUCGAGAACAUGUUUUUCAUGAGCGAGCAUCGCAGUGCGUUCCGCCAUCUCGCAACAUCCGCUCUGAGUGCCUUGGAACAAUCUGUUAUAUCUGUUUCAGAAGAGAGCCAGCGCGUUCAGAUUAGUUUGCACGUUGCGGCAUCCAUGUUCUACAACAUACAGUGUUUGUGCAGCUGGCUAUGCUUCUUCGCUCAUUGUCUGGACCGAGGUCUGUAUGGCGGCGACUUCGGGUGGGAUGAUAACGCAGAUGCUAAAGACAGCCAUUUGCUUGAGUCUAUUCUGUCCUUUGCGCAGAACCGGAAAAGGGAGUUCAACGCGUCAUAUGAGAUCCUGAGCUCCCCAGAUGACUUCGACAGGAACAAGGCGGGCCGACUUGCAUGUGACCUACUUGAUGUGCACCACCAUAUACUCAGUCAAUGUCGAACCUGGCCACUUUUCGACCAUGUUGGUGAUGCCUUGAAAGGGCGCUCUCUUGCAAUUUCUGACUGGAUAGAUGCCAACUAG
This is a messenger RNA of Clonostachys rhizophaga, 2340 nucleotides long. The record is from the annotation of a GenBank genome assembly. NCBI's taxonomy places the organism in Eukaryota, Fungi, Ascomycota, Sordariomycetes, Hypocreales, Bionectriaceae.